UCAUCUUCUCCGACGUCCGUCUUAAUUGCUCCGAUGAGUGACCUCUGCCCUCUGACCGAUGAUCUUAUUACGGAGAUCCUAAUCCGGCUGCCGGUCCGAUCGCAACUCCGGUCUGCGGCGGUGUGCAAGCUAUGGUAUGAGAUCAUAAAAAGCUCCUACUUCACGAACAGCCAUUUCCGCCAUGAAAGCAACGAGAACCGCCUCCUCGUCUACCGGUGCCACUUCAUGCCGACGAAGAAACCGGCGAAUCACGACGACAACACCUUCGCGAUAUUUCAGGACGAUUCAUUGAACAGCUACGAUACUCCCGGACAAUGCCACGUCCCUCACGUUGUCUGGUCGUUAACCGGUCCCUGCAAGGGCGUGUUCUGCGUCCGCAGCGUCAAUUCCCAGGUGGCGCUGUGGAACAUAGCCACCAGACGGAUACGGCCGCUCCCGGACACAAAUCCGAGGUUCUUUCAAAGAAUCGAGGUCGGAUUCGGAGCCGAUCCCGUCACGGACGAGUUUAAGGUUGUCUUGAUCCACUGCCAUGACCCCUACGAUCUGCCGAUGUUCGCCGUGUACACGUCGCGGGCCGAUUCCUGGAGGUGCUUCCGCGACGAGACGGCGCUGGGCCGCGACGACGGGAUAAGGCAGGCGAGGCACGGGAGCACUUUCUUGAAAGGAUCCUAUUAUUGGUACAAAAGCAAUUUGUACACAGGGAAGCGAGCCGUUCUUGCAAUGGAUAUGCACAGUGAGGAUUUCGAGGAAAUAGAGGUUCCUGAGAGUGUAAGAAUGGGAGUGAUUGAUCUCCAUUUGUGGAACGAUGAAUACUUGGGAUUGUCGAGCUGCAGCAAUGGAGACGAGGAGGACAGUUUUGUUGAGAUAUGGGUUAUGAAGGAGAAAGGGGUUUGGACAAAAAUGAGCAGCCUCAGCCUGGAUUCGAGGCUUCAGAACGUGCUUGGAUUUUGGAAAGGGAGUGGUUUCUUUGCAUCGUUGGGGUGGGAGUUGGUGCUGUGCGAUAUGGAUUCACAUGCUGCAAUUAGGAAUCUUGAAAUUCCCAAGAAAGGGGGUGGUUAUGAUUUGCUCUGGCCAUUUUCUUACAAGGAGAGUCUUUUUUCUGUUAGCGAAGGAUACGAUGGUUUCGAGGAUUACGACAUUCAAUCUGCAGAAUCCCAUUCUUUUUUCGUCAAGAAACCACGAUAUCUAUAUGAGUAAGUGGAUUAGGUUAGAGAUUGUUGAGCGGACGGAUUUGGGCCGUUGAGACAAUCAAUUGGUGGUAUUUGGGGUCCAUGUCCAUGGCCCAGAGAAUCUGUUGAUCAUCAUCUUUGUUCAUUGUAUCAAAAAUGUUUUGUGUCCAAUCCCAGCUGUCUGUCUUUUUCAGUUUGCCAAAUGAAUAAAACUAGCUACCAGCUGAGCAUU
Molecule: messenger RNA, 1401 nt
Organism: Andrographis paniculata
Lineage: Eukaryota; Viridiplantae; Streptophyta; Magnoliopsida; Lamiales; Acanthaceae
Product: putative F-box protein At3g16210
Exons: 1
Coding region: 34-1197 (387 amino acids)
Molecular function (GO): protein binding
Source: RefSeq, a predicted model, not a curated record